CUGAAUGCACCAUGUAGAGCAGACAGACCGGAGAAACAAAAAGUAGCAGCGGUUCGUCGACGCGCCGUCAAGACGUCCUUAAACACUGUCCAACACUCGGAUAAAACUGAGUUUCAGAAAUGUAAACGGAGUCUACUUUGUGGUGAAGAUGUAUUUCAUCGCAGUUUUCGUCCUUUUGGGGACGAGACUGACGGUAAACAGCGAGAAACAUUCCCUCAUGUACAUGUACACUGCCUUCUCCAAACCUGUCGAACUUCCGGGCAUCCACGAGUUCACAGCUAUGGGUCUGAUGGACGACAGGAUGAUCGACUACUAUGACAGUGAUCUAAAGAAAAAAAUUCCCAAGGAGCCCUGGAUGGAAGAGAAGCUUCCAGCAGACUACUGGGAGAACGGCACACAGUCCCGCCUGAGCAAGCAGCAGUGGUUCAAAGUCAACAUCGACAUCCUGAAGCAACGAAUGAAUCAGACUGAUGAUGAUGUCCAUAUUCUUCAGUGGAUGGUCGGUUGUGAGGGUGAGAAGAGGCCUGAUGGCAGUGUGAGGUUUAGUCGCGGCGUUGACAUGUACAACUAUGACGGACAAGACUUCCUGUCCUUCGACGAUGCCAAUGCAGUCUGGGUUGCCUCCACUGAUAUAGCAGUCCCGACCAAGAGAAAGUGGGAUGAUGACCAGGUCCUAAAAGAAUACACCAAAGGCUACCUGGAGAACGAGUGUAUAGAUUGGUUGAAGAAGUUCAUGACAUACGGACAAAAGCAGCUGCAAGCAGCCUCUCCGCCAGAUGUGUACGUGUUUGCCACGAACACCAAAACUGAGACAAACGUCACGUUGACCUGCCUGGCCACAGGUUUCUACCCAAAAGACAUCAUCCUGGAGAUCAAAAGAGACGGCCACGUUUUGACUAAAGAGGACGGGUUGUUGACCUCAGGUGUUCGACCAAAUGAAGACGAUACCUACCAGAGAAGAGAUAGUGUGGAGAUUUUAAGGAGUGAUGUUGCUUCAUACAGAUGUGAAGUCACUCACAGAGCAACCGGUGUAUAUGUGGAGAAGGUUUGGGAUGGUUAUUGUCCUGACCCUCCUGGAGGAAACAGUGUAGGCAUUAUUGCUGUAGUGAUUGUGGUCGUUCUGCUUGUCAUCAUCGUGGCUGCAGUGCUGGUGGUGUAUAGAAAAGGGUCCAGAUCACGUCGCAGAAGCAGCCAUAAUUAUAGCACUGGUGCCUCAUCUUUACCACUUGAUGAAGUUCCUGCCCCAGGUAAGUGCUUUACUUUUCUGCUGUGGAUUCUUUUAAAGAUUGAAAUGUUAAAUGUUUUGGUGCUAAAGAUGUUUAUAAUGUUACAACAAUGACUCAGAUGGAGGCAGCAUGAUGAAGGAAUCCCAAAUGUCUGAAUAAACCAAAUUUAACUUUAUUAAUAAAUUAAAGUGUAAAAAAAAAGCUGAGACAGAGGAGGAGGAAGGGCCUCUUGUAGGUUGGCUAGGAGCCACUGAGUGGACAGGUGCAGUUGUUCAGACAUAAAUCACCAACCUGAGGCAGACCUUCUGGACACGAGCCUCUGCCAUACAUUACCAGUUCACCUUCAGAAGUCUAACUGGUAUCAGUCAUUUCUGUAAACACAGCAAGAAUAUAGACUUAUAGACCAAAAGACAAACCAAACCAACCAAAGACCAAACAAUCCUGAUUAUUAAAAAAAAGAAUCAAAGAGGAUGUAGAGACAGAAAAAGCUCCACGUUUUAUCAGACACAUGGACUCAUAUUAAGAGAAGAUGGUCAGUAAGUCAAAUCAUUAGUUAAGGCAGCCCUGUCUGUAAACUCUGAAUCAUGAACUUCACACUUUCCUCAGUUAAAAAAAGGAUAUGUAUAUUUUGAAUUUUAAUAAGUGCAGCUGUUUAUUAGUAGUGUUAAUGUUGUCUUUAUUUACAGUCACCACUCUGCCAGCCACAACCAACAAUGUCCAAGGUAACUACUUUCUUUCUUUCCCAUCAGAAAAACACUGACUGAGGCUUUAAAGGA
Messenger RNA from Thunnus maccoyii (southern bluefin tuna), 2002 nucleotides. Its product is annotated as major histocompatibility complex class I-related gene protein-like. The transcript has 7 exons. Lineage: Eukaryota; Metazoa; Chordata; Actinopteri; Scombriformes; Scombridae. Gene Ontology annotation, cellular component: external side of plasma membrane. Bases 149 to 1339 code for a protein of 396 amino acids. Gene Ontology annotation, biological process: immune response. The record is from RefSeq and is a predicted model, not a curated record.